Messenger RNA from Meloidogyne enterolobii, 330 nucleotides. The record is from the annotation of a GenBank genome assembly. NCBI's taxonomy places the organism in Eukaryota, Metazoa, Nematoda, Chromadorea, Rhabditida, Meloidogynidae.
AUGGAUCGUCAAGUCGAUGAUGAUUUUGCUAACCGUAAAGUUUUUAUUGACGACCUCAACCAUAUCAGACUUGUUAAUCCAGCAUUGCUAGAGUCAUCUAGCAGUCUUGUAAAAGAAGGAAAACAGUUUAUUGGGCAAUUUGAUAAUUUUAUUAAAACGGUCCGUGAUGUUCGAGAGGCUAUGGAGAAGAUUGGGCGAAUCACGGAUGGAGAAAGGCUUCGUUUACUGACACUGCAGAAUCAGCUAGACAAAAGUGGAAAUAGUACCUCUUCAGAAGAAACUCAACAACUGCAGGUGAGUAGUUGGAGCUUUCCGGAAAUACAAUAUUAG